Messenger RNA from Gadus macrocephalus (Pacific cod), 2233 nucleotides. It is a transcript of the gene syt8, whose product is annotated as synaptotagmin VIII. The coding region runs from base 168 to 1460 and encodes 430 amino acids. Gene Ontology annotation, molecular function: syntaxin binding; calcium-dependent phospholipid binding; phosphatidylserine binding. Gene Ontology annotation, cellular component: dense core granule; synaptic vesicle membrane; axon. The record is from RefSeq and is a predicted model, not a curated record. Gene Ontology annotation, biological process: cellular response to calcium ion; regulation of calcium ion-dependent exocytosis; calcium ion-regulated exocytosis of neurotransmitter. The transcript has 9 exons. Lineage: Eukaryota; Metazoa; Chordata; Actinopteri; Gadiformes; Gadidae.
CAGUUUGGUCGGAUCAGUCAGUGUGUACAGUGCGGUCGGUUCAGCGUGCUGCAGUGUGUACAGUUUGGUCGGAUCAGUGUGUACAGUGUGGGCGGGGUGUCGCUGAGUAGAUCAGGAAGAAUGAACGCGCUGCUAGCGGAGGAACGCGCUGUGCGUAAAUAAAGCGCAUGAGCACCGGGAGUCGAUAUGUGAUUGACAUCACCAGAGCUGUGGACGGAACAAACGGCCCCAAAACCAGUCGCCAGAACGCAGCCAUGAUGAAUAUCACGUCCACCGCCUCCACCCCCCUGACCUCCGUCACACAGAACAGCUCCAACUCCACCGCCGCCCCCGGCUUCAUCGACCAGAUACUGCAUGACCUUCCCUUUCCACUCUGGGCGCUGUAUGCCAUCCUGGCCGCGGGGGGGCUGGUGGUCCUGGUGGUCAUCUGCCUCUGCAUCUGCUGCUACUGCAAACGGAAGAAGAGCCGCAAGAAGAAGAAGAAGCAUCAGCUGGAGCUGAAGGGGCUGGAGGCGGCGAGUGGCGCCGCGCUGGUGGGCUCCGGCAGGGAUGAUAACGGGUACGGCUCCAACCAGAAGAAGCGAGGGAAGCUGCUGUACUCUCUGGACUACCAGGCCACCAAGACCGAGCUGACGGUGGGUAUCAAGCAGGCGGCCAAGCUGAUGGCCAUGGACCUGGGGGGGUCCUCAGACCCCUACGUGAAGGUCUACAUCUCCCCCAGCAGGACAAAGACCUACGAGACCAAAGUCCACCGCAACACGCUCAGCCCGCUGUUCAACGAGCACUUCACCUUCCAGGUGACGAGGAGCGUGCUGGCCGCGUCGGCGGUGGUCAUGCAGGUGUUCGACUUCAACAGGUUCUCCAAACACGACAUCAUCGGGGAGCUGAGGGUGGACCUCAGCUCUGUGGACUGGAACCACGUGAUCGAGGAGUGGCUGGACCUCAGCGACCCCCUCAAGUGUGAGCCUGAGGACCUAGGAGAGAUCUGCAUCUCUCUGCGCUACGUGCCGGCGGGGGGCCGUCUGACGGUGGUUGUCCUGGAGGCCAGGAACCUUAAGAGCAUGGACCUGGGAGGGUCCUCAGACCCCUAUGUGAAGGUCCAGCUGGCUCUGGACAAGAGGAAGUGGAAGAAGAAGAAGACCUCCAUCAAGAAGAAGACGUUGAGCCCGUACUUCAACGAGUCGUUCUCCUUCGACGUCCCCUUCGACCACAUCCAGCGGGUCCACCUGGUGGUGUCGGUGUGGGACCACGACGCGGUGUCGCGGAACGACGCCAUGGGGAAGAUCUUCUUGGGCUCGGACGCGUCGGGGAACCAGCUGAUGCACUGGGCCGACAUGCUGGCCAACCCCCGCCGGCCGGUCGGCCAGUGGCACACGCUGCUGACCGCCGAGCAGGUCAACUCCACCCUGGUGCUGAAGAGGAAGCUGGCCCUGCCCAAGAUGAUCAGCAGGCAGCGCUGAGGGGUCCUCGUCCCCCGGGGUCCCCCGAAGAACCUCCAGCAGGUCCUUCAGAACCUCCAGCAGGUCCUUCAGAACCUCCAGCCCUGGGUCCUUCAGAACCUCCAGCCCUGGGUCCUUCAGAACCUCCAGCCCUGGGUCCUACAGAACCUCCAGCCCUGGGUCCUACAGAACCUCCAGCCCUGGGUCCUUCAGAACCUCCAGCCCUGGGUCCUACAGAACCUCCAGCCCUGGGUCCUUCGGAACCUCCUGCCCUGGGUCCUUCAGAACCUCCAGCCCUGGGUCUUUCGGAACCUCCUGCCCUGGGUCCUUCAGAACCUCCAGCCCUGGGUCCUUCAGAACCUCCAGCCCUGGGUCCUUCAGAACCUCCAGCCCUGGGUCCUACAGAACCUCCUGCCCUGGGUCCUACAGAACCUCCAGCCCUGGGUCCUUCAGAACCUCCUACCCUGGGUCCUUCAGAUCCUCCAGCCCUGGGUCCUUCAGAACCUCCAGCCCUGGGUCCUUCAGAACCUCCAGCAGGUCCUCUACAGAACCUCCAGCCCUGGGUCCUUCAGAACCUCCAGCAGGUCCUGCAGGUUGUUGAACUUGAAGUGGCUCAGGGGGAAGUGAACCAGAAGAGCAGACUCAGUCUCUCCCUAAUCCACGGAUCUCUUGUCCCGUGACAUCAACACCUGCAACAUCACUCUGGAUCUAAUAUACAUUUGAUUGUUAAGAACAAAAACUGGCCUGUUUGUCAUAUUUACUCCCUGUAUUAAAUAUAUUUGGCUAUCCCAAAA